AAUAGCCUUCCCCAAGGCAUUCCAAGGGGAGGAAGAAUAAGCCUUGGUUUUCUUUUCCACCACCAUCUUGGAGAAAAGGAGAUACAAGGCAAAAUAAAAAUAAAAAGAUGUCUGGGAAAAUAGUUGUCUCUGUUGUUUCUCUCAUUCUCGUUGUAGGUGUUGCAAUUGGUGUUGUGGUUACCGUUAAUAAGAAGGGUGAGGAAUCCUCCAUCCAGUCCAAUCAAAAAUCUGUUGAGAUUAUAUGUCAAAACACCGAUGACAAAAACCUUUGCCACAACACUCUCAGUUCCGUUAAGGGUCUUGACACCGCUGACCCUAAGGCUUACAUUGCCACGGCAGUGAAAGCCACCAUGGACAGCGUCAUCAAAGCGUUCAACAUGAGUGACAGGCUCGCCACCGAGCACGUAGACAAAGACAACGGCACAAAAAUGGCCCUUGAUGAUUGCAAGGACUUAUUACAAUCAGCCAUCCAAAGUCUUCAACUCAGCACUGACAUGGUGCAAAAUAACAACAUCCAUGCCGUGCAUGACCAAACUGCUGAUUUCAAGAACUGGCUUAGUGCAGUUAUCUCAUACCAACAGGCAUGUAUGGAAGGAUUCGAUGAUGGCAAAGAAGGUGAGAAGAACAUCAAGGAGCAGUUCCAAACAGAGAGCUUAGACAAGGUGCAAAAACUCACUGCCAUCACCCUUGAUAUCGUGAGUGGUUUGUCACACAUCCUCGAAAAAUUUGGGUUGAAGUUAAACCUUAAACCCGCCUCCCGUCGUCUUCUCAGUAAGGACGGGUACCCUACUUGGUUCUCUGCCUCAGAUCGCAGACUAUUGGCUCAACUUGAACGUAAAGGAUGGAGAUCACACAUCACACCUAAUGUCGUAGUUGCCCAAGAUGGCUCUGGUCAGUUUAAAACCAUUGCCGAGGCAAUUGCUUCUUACCCCAACAACUUCCAAGGUAGAUAUAACAUCUAUGUUAAGGCCGGUGUCUAUGAUGAAUACAUCACUAUUCCUAAGAAUGCCGUCAAUAUUCUCCUUUAUGGUGAUGGCCCUGGAAAGACCAUUGUCACUGGUCACAAGAACUUCCGUGAUGGUGUAAAGACAAUGCAAACUGCCACUUUUGCCAACACUGCUCAGGGAUUCAUUGCCAAGGCAAUGACAUUCGAGAACACUGCUGGAGCUGACGGACACCAAGCCGUGGCUUUCAGGAACCAGGGAGACAUGUCAGCAGUGAUUGGCUGCCACAUUUUGGGUUACCAAGACACCUUGUAUGCCCAAACCAACAGGCAAUUCUAUCGCAACUGUGUCAUCUCCGGCACCAUUGACUUCAUAUUUGGCACCUCACCCACUGUGAUCCAACACUCUGUCAUCGUCGUCAGGAAGCCCCUUGACAACCAAUUAAACACCAUUACUGCAGACGGCACAUCCGAGAAGAACAUGAACACUGGAAUCGUUAUCCAGGAUUGCGAGAUUGUGCCCGAAGCUGAGCUCUUCCCAGUGAGGUUCCAGAUUAAGUCAUACUUAGGCAGGCCAUGGAAGCAGUACUCAAAGACUGUGGUGAUGGAAUCCACCAUCGGUGACUUCCUUCACCCUGAAGGAUGGUGCCCUUGGGCAGGUGAAUACUUUGAAGACACCUUGUACUAUGCUGAGUACAACAAUGCUGGACCUGGUGCUGCGGUGGAGGGAAGAAUCAAGUGGAAGGGUUAUCAUGGUCUCAUUUCUCGCGAAGAAGCUGCCCAGUUCACUCCUGGCCAAUUCCUCCAGGCUGGAGUUGGCUCUGGAACCGAUUGGUUGAAAGCUCUUCAUGUUCCUCAUGCCCUUGACUUCGUCAAACCUUGAAAUGAAACAUAAUUUCUAUUCCUUCAGUUUUAUUUCUGAGAGUGUGUGAUGAUGAGGCAUAGACAACUAUUAUUCUUUGUAAUUAUCUCCCUCAUUAAAAUAUAAAAAUUA
This is a messenger RNA of Vigna angularis (adzuki bean), 1937 nucleotides long. Its product is annotated as pectinesterase. Bases 108 to 1826 code for a protein of 572 amino acids. Lineage: Eukaryota; Viridiplantae; Streptophyta; Magnoliopsida; Fabales; Fabaceae. The transcript has a single exon. The record is from RefSeq and is a predicted model, not a curated record. Gene Ontology annotation, biological process: cell wall modification. Gene Ontology annotation, molecular function: pectinesterase activity; pectinesterase inhibitor activity.